This is a messenger RNA of Anopheles funestus (African malaria mosquito), 1597 nucleotides long. Its product is annotated as ER lumen protein-retaining receptor-like. The transcript has 2 exons. NCBI's taxonomy places the organism in Eukaryota, Metazoa, Arthropoda, Insecta, Diptera, Culicidae. Gene Ontology annotation, cellular component: endoplasmic reticulum; cis-Golgi network; membrane. Bases 700 to 1353 code for a protein of 217 amino acids. Gene Ontology annotation, molecular function: ER lumen protein retrieval receptor activity. Gene Ontology annotation, biological process: protein retention in ER lumen; endoplasmic reticulum to Golgi vesicle-mediated transport. The record is from RefSeq and is a predicted model, not a curated record.
AGAAUACAGAAGGACCAUUCUGUGUUUUAAUAACUGCAAUAGUGCAUACCUAUAUUUGUCUCUGUUGCAUUGAGAUGCAUGCGCAAUAGUUUCGAUGCACUAAACAUUCAACUACACAUGUCCUCCCUAUGCCCGAGAGAUGGAUUUAUUCGUUCAUUGCUAAGAGAAACCUUUAGAGGAAAUUGUGAAUUUUUGUACUGUUGUACUUUCCUAUUACCAUGCAUUGGUAUUUUCCCAGACGUCGAUAGUAGUGGAACUUGUUGAUUAGCAGCGAAAUUCCUUCGUUGUGUUGUUAUUUUUACCAGAAUUCUCCCGCUGGAAACGAAUCGCGCGAGACCGGUUUGAGCAGUGAAACUAAUACCAUCAUGCACAUGCAUUGCAAAAACAGGGACAUCCCCCGAAAUUGUACAAGUAUGAGAACUGCAAAAGCAGUGACCGCAGACAUCUCGUGAGAUGAAUCGCUUCUCUAUACUUGCACAGCAAAUAAACACAUGGAAACAGUCUGAGUUGUGCGCGCUGUAUGUUGUCAUGUAUGGAAUGAUUUUUCUGCCAUCGCAUUUGCUUUCAUUUUGCAUCUUCCGUUCAUAGCGUGAAUAGCGGAGCAGCAGCUCGAGUCGUAGUUAAAAAGUUGUUUGUUUUUUUACGGGAAAGCGAAACAGUUGCAAAGUGUAGUGUGCUUCACAAAAAUACGUGAUCACAAUGCUUACUGGAUACCGGUUGCUGGCGGAUUCAUUCCACGCGUUUGCAAUACUCUAUCUGCUGUUCAACAUUUGGCGCACCAAAUCAUGCUUUGGCGUAUCGGGAAAAACACAGAUUCUGUACGUCACCGUUUUUGCGACGCGUUAUGCCGAUCUGGUCACGUUCCCAGAAACCUACAGCGUGUAUAAUGUGCUGAUGAAGACGCUCUUCAUCAGUGCAACGCUAAUAACGGUGCUGCUGAUGCACAGCAUCUACCGUAAAACGUACGACCGCGAAAAUGACACCUUCUACAACGAGGUCCUGAUUUUGCCCUGCUUUGUGACUGCACUGUUCGUGAAUUAUCGCAUGGAAGCGUUCGAGAUAUUGUGGUCGUUUUCCAUCUUUCUCGAAGCUGUUGCCAUACUGCCCCAGAUGGAUUUAAUCUGCAAAACCUUCCAUGUGGAGCCAUGGUUCAAGUGUUAUCUGCUUCUACUCGGCUCGUAUCGUGCACUGUACGUACUUCACUGGAUGGAUCGGUAUAGCCUGUAUGGACUGUACGAUCCUUUAGCAUUUAUCGCGGGUGGCGUGCAGACCGUACUGUUUGUACUGCUAGCAUUACGAAUUGCCACUCUGAAGCAUCGGGAUCGUAUCGUGACGGUUAGUACGAUCUGCUAGUCAGUGCAGCAGAUAAAUCCAUGCACUGUAAGCAGUACUCCAAUAGUUUGUAUUCUUGUAUAUGUAUAGCUUCAAGGAAGCUUAAAUCUGUGAAUUGAUGUAACGUUCGAUUGUUAGUUCGCUAAUUGGUGGCGAGCGAUACGUUUUCUACCUAUCCCUUGCAUAUCAUUCAAUUGAUAGAAUUGUUAGAAAAAACAUUAAAAGGUUAAUCUUGAAAUAAAGAUACGCAAAUGUCUCAAUCCCA